GGAGGCGCGCUCGGAGAGCAGCCCGGCCAGGGCCCCGGCCCGCCCGAAGCCCAUGCGCGGCGGCUGGCCUGUGCUGCGGCUCGAGGGGCGCCCGGCUCUGCAUGGCCCCGGCUGCUGAUAUGACUUCUCUGCCGCUCGGUGUCAAAGUGGAGGACUCCGCCUUCGCCAAGCCGGCCGGGGGAGGCGCGGGCCAGGGCCCCGCCGCCACCACGGCCACGGCCGCGGCCGCCGCCAUGGGCGCCGAGGAGGAGGGGGCCAAGCCCAAAGCGCCCCCGUCGCUCCUGCCCUUCAGCGUGGAGGCGCUGAUGGCCGAUCACAGGAAGCCUGGGGCCAAGGAGAGCGCGCUGGCGGCCCCCGAGGGUGCGCAGGCGGCGGGCGGCUCGGUGCAGCCCCUGGGCGCCCGGGCCGGCUCCCUGGGCACCGCGGACGCACCCUCCCCGCCCCGUCCGCUCGGCCGUUUCUCAGUGGGAGGACUCCUCAAGCUGCCGGAAGAUGCGCUGGUCAAGGCCGAGAGCCCCGAGAAGCCGGAGAGGACCCCGUGGAUGCAGAGCCCCCGCUUCUCCCCGCCCCCCGCCAGGCGGCUGAGUCCCCCGGCCUGCACCCUUCGCAAGCACAAGACCAACCGCAAGCCGAGGACGCCUUUCACCACUGCCCAGCUGCUGGCUCUGGAGCGCAAGUUCCGCCAGAAGCAGUACCUGUCCAUUGCAGAGCGCGCUGAGUUCUCCAGCUCCCUCAGCCUCACGGAGACCCAGGUGAAGAUCUGGUUCCAGAACCGCCGCGCCAAGGCCAAGAGACUGCAGGAGGCCGAGCUGGAGAAACUGAAGAUGGCAGCCAAGCCCAUGCUGCCCCCGGCUGCCUUCGGCCUCUCCUUCCCCCUUGGUGGUCCAGCGGCUGUCGCUGCAGCGGCGGGCGCCUCGCUCUACAGUGCCUCUGGCCCCUUCCAGCGUGCUGCGCUCCCAGUGGCGCCCGUGGGACUCUACACGGCCCAUGUAGGGUACAGCAUGUACCAUCUGACAUAGGUGGUCCAGUGUUGCCCAUCUGUGGUGCCAGCUGAUUCUUCCAGCCCGAGCCAUCUGUAAGCAGCAGGAUUCCUACCACAGCUCCCCGCUCAGCACUGCUGGCCCCUUCCCUGUAACCCCCAUACUGCACCCUGUUUCUCCUGGUUGCUCCCUGGUUCCUCUCCAAAGUCUGAUCCUGUCCCAGAAGAGUGGCUGGAAGAGUCCAUUAGUACUUUUCUAAAAUCUAGAUCUACACACACCCUCGAGUUACAGAUGGGCAAACUAAGGCCAGACAGGCCAAGAGAUUUCCUCAAGGUCCCGAGCAGAAUUAGCCAUGGGUGGAACAGGACUAAGAGGCCCCGAGUCUCCUGCAUGGCUGCUCCUUGUCCUGACACCAAGCAGGAAAAGUGCAGAGAAAUGAGAACAGUCUUGGAAAAGGAAGAGCACUGGGGGAGUUGGAUGCCAGCCCCUUCAUUUGGAAAAUUUAAGAGAGAUCCAACAGCCAAACAUUGCUUUGAGGGGCAGGGCACACAGAUGCAUUUUGAAGGUAGGUUGAAGGGACCUCUCUUUUACCAGUACCAGAAAAAAAUUGUAAAAUUUUAAAAAAUCUGUUUCUAUUUAACAGUACAUUUUCAUGGCUCUCAAACAUCCCUUUGGAAGGGAUUGUGUGUACUAUGUAAUAUACUGUAUAUUUGAAAUUUUAUUAUCAUUUAUAUUAUAGCUAUAUUUGUUAAAUAAAUUAAUUU
Messenger RNA from Heterocephalus glaber (naked mole-rat), 1744 nucleotides. It is a transcript of the gene Msx1, whose product is annotated as msh homeobox 1. Gene Ontology annotation, biological process: regulation of transcription by RNA polymerase II; embryonic morphogenesis. Gene Ontology annotation, cellular component: nucleus. Gene Ontology annotation, molecular function: DNA-binding transcription factor activity, RNA polymerase II-specific; RNA polymerase II transcription regulatory region sequence-specific DNA binding. The record is from RefSeq and is a predicted model, not a curated record. Lineage: Eukaryota; Metazoa; Chordata; Mammalia; Rodentia; Bathyergidae.